UCUGCGCUCGAUGGCGCAGAAGCGCACUCGAAGUACGACGUACGUCAUUUCGAGAAUAUCAAUCCUGUCCAAGUGGUAUUCUCAGAGUCCGUUUGCGUGCGGAGCUGUCACUUUCUCACGGGGAUAUGGCGGCGCACUGACAUGGAAGGUGUGUUGCACUGUGCUGUGGUUACCUUGCCCUCACAGUGUGUCACUGACAAACCUCCUGUGUUCCUUCAGGAAAUCAGCGUCUCACCAACUGAGAUAUGAUCACACAGUCUAAUUAGACUGCAGCUGCACGGCAACAAAUAUAGAGUCGAGUGAGGAGUGUAAUGGCCUGAGGGGGCUCCCCCCGGUCUUACCUGCCUUUGCCAGGUCCAACCUGCCGACACUGUGUGCACAGCCACUGCAACCAACCACUGCGAUGGGGGACGGACUGGAGGCCGGCAGCAGCCAGAACCCACCCUCCGCCCCGCCGCCUCUUCCCUUCAACCCUCCACCUCCUGAAACAUGGAACCCCUCUAGACCCAAACGACAGACAAACCAACUACAGUACCUUUCAAAAGUGGUGUUAAAGACAUUAUGGAAGCACCACUUUGCAUGGCCCUUUCAAGCUCCCGUAGAUGCCAUCAAGCUCAAUUUGCCUGACUACUACAAGAUCAUCAAGACUCCUAUGGACAUGGGCACCAUAAAAAAGCGCCUGGAGAACAACUACUACUGGAAUGCCCAGGAGUGUAUCCAGGACUUUAACACAAUGUUCACCAACUGCUACAUCUACAACAAGUCUGGGGAUGAUAUAGUCCUAAUGGCAGAGGCCUUGGAAAAGCUCUUUCUCCAGAAGAUCACAGAAAUGCCGCAGGAGGAGACAGAGAUUGCUGUGCUUGCCAAGGGACGGCGUGGUGGCAGACGAGAGUCAGCUUUGAUUGCGUCAGACUCAGGGCAAGACUCGUCGUCCCCCUCCACUACACCACAUACACGCGGCUUCUCAUCCCCAUCAACCACCCCACAGACGCGCGCUACACCUGUUCCUCAAGCCUCUCCUGCUCUAACCCUUCCUCUGCCGCUGCCGCUGCCCCUUCCUCUGCCCCUGCCCCUGUCCCUACCCCUGACUCAGCCCCAGCCUCUCCCACGUGUGCCUCCUACACCCACCUCCCACACACCUCAUCUGGGAUCUCCAUACCCCCUCUCUACUCCAGAUGUCCUGACCCAAAGCAUGACCUCAGUCCCUAUGCUUCCGGGUCUCCAUCCCGCCCCAAUGCUGCAGAGCUCUCCUGCCCUCGUUAAGCAAAGGAAAAGCCAGAAGAGAAAAGCAGACACCACAACACCGACAGCCAACGAUCAGCUUAGUGAAUCGUCUCCCGUCUCAGCCGAGGCCCGACCACGACGAGAAAAUCGCCCCUUAAAGCAACCCAAAAGAGAUGCAUCACAGCCGGACUCUCAGCAUCAAAUGGGAGGUGGUCUGGAGAUGGCAGGGGGGUCGACUCCGAAACGCCAGGAGCAGUUGCGUUUCUGUGCACGGCUCGUCAAAGAGAUGCUGUCCAAGAAGCACGUAGCAUAUGCCUGGCCUUUUUACAAGCCCGUUGAUGCAAAAUCGCUGGGCCUCCAUGACUACCAUGACAUCAUCAAACACCCGAUGGAUCUCAGCACCAUCAAGAAAAAGCUGGACAGCAGACAGUACAGAGACGCUGAGGAGUUAGCAGCAGAUGUCAGGUUGAUGUUUUCCAACUGCUACAAGUACAAUCCUCCAGACCAUGAUGUGGUUGCCAUGGCGCGCAAAUUGCAGGAUGUAUUUGAGAUGCGUUUUGCCAAAAUGCCUGAUGAGCCAGAGGAGCUCACUCCUGUUCCUACCCCCUCCUUGGCCCCUCACCCUGCUCCAUCCACUCGUCAAGCUCCUCCUCCUCCUAUGGUCUCAGGCGACGAGAGCUCCAGUACAUCUGAAUCCGAGUCCUCAGGAGGAGACUCGGAGCAAGAAAGAAAACAGAGACUAGCUGAGUUACAGGAACAGCUUAAGGCUGUCCAUGAGCAGUUAGCAGCACUCUCUCAGCCACAGGCAAGCAAGCCCAAGAAGAAGGAGAAAAAGAAAGAAAAGCACAAGAAGAAGAUGGGAGCAGAGGAACUGGUGGAUGCUCCUCCCGCUGCAGUGCUUCAGACAUCUAAGAAAAUGAAGAGCAGCAAGGAGCAAGUCACUGGGAAAAAGGAGAGGAAAAAGCCUUGUAAGAAAGAAGGAGUAAAGAAUAGCCGCCCGGCGGUCACCCCUCAGCCUGGACCAACCCCUCUCGUGCCCUCAGCCUCUCUUGAAGCAGAGGAUGACAUGGAUGUAGCUGAGGACACAGACAAAUGCAAGCCCAUGUCCUAUGAGGAGAAACGACAGCUGAGUCUGGACAUUAACAAGUUGCCUGGCGACAAACUGGGCCGCGUGGUGCACAUAAUCCAAACUCGUGAGCCUUCGCUGAAGAACUCCAACCCAGAUGAAAUCGAGAUAGACUUUGAGACUUUGAAACCCUCCACACUGAGAGAGCUGGAAAAGUACGUCUCCAGCUGCCUCAGGAAGAAGAAAAGACUUUCAGUAGAGAGGACUCAGGAAAUGACAAAUGUGACAAAGAUGAGGACAGGAUCUUCAUCUUCAGGCAGCAGUGACUCCUCUGACAGUGAAGACUCUGAGAAUGGGCAGGUUCCCAAGCAGCAGAAGACCUUGACUAACAAAGACAACAAGAGACCGCACCACCAGCCGCUCGGUGGCUUGACUGGUCUCGGUGCUCCUCAGGCCCAGCCUCAAGUGGUCCAGUGUAAACCACCAUAUGUCCCCCCUGUCCCCGUUCCUGUCCCCGUGGCUGGUCCAGCUCUGGAAGCUUCACAUCUGUUGACGUCAGGAUUCGAUCCUUUGGCCCACUUCAUGAACCAACACCUGACACAGUCAAACACUGAAUCGAAUCCCAUCAUUGCUUCUACCGGUGCCCCUGUCGGCGCUGGCCUCCUCAACACAAACGCACCCAGCAGCCAGACACCCAGUGACACGCACGCUUUCCUUAACCCACAUCCAAUCAUCCCUUCACCAGCAAUUCACAAUGCUCUUCCCCAGCAACCAUCAAGACCUAGCAACCGUGCAGCACCGCUUCCUCCCAAACCUCUACAGCCUCCCCCAACCUCACUCCCCUCCCUGCCUCCCUCCUCCCCACCCCAGCUUCAGCCGUCGCUGCCGCUCACGGUUCCUCAGCCUGUUCCGCACCCUCGUGUCCCUUCACCACCAUCACACGGCAUCUUGGGUACCCUCUCGGCUCAACCUCCCCAAGCGUUGCUGGAGGACGAUGAGGAGCCGACGCCCAGCAAUUCUGAAACCCCGUCCCUUAGUCAGGUCCACACCUUCCUUCAGUCGAUCCAGCCUCGACCCACUGUGCAGACGCAGCCGCUGCACAUGCCCACGCAUUCGUCAGUGCAGGGCACCUCUCAGCUCAUCCCAUCAAUGCAUAUGCAGACUACUACAACAUCCAGCGCUGCUAUUACACAAAGGCACAGUUCAGGCCUUGCGCACCUGCAGCAGCCGUUUCCACUCAUGCACACGUCGACGUCACAGCAACAAAAGGGAGUGGCCCUGCAGCAGAAGGUACAGCAGUUGCAACAUCAGCAGCAUCCAUCACCACAAAGCAAAACAGAGCCUUUCUCAACAGGUUGCCUGCAGGACAGUCCCUCUCCUAUGAUGAUGCAUUCUCCUCAGAUGUCUCAGUUCCACUCAGUGGGACAACAGUCACCUUCUCAGACCAAGAAACACGAGCAAAGGUCCAACCUGGUCCCGAUCAAAGAAGACAAGCCUUCGCACUCGCCAGUUCUGCCGCCGUCACCUUUCAGCCCUGUCAUGCGUCAGGACACACACAAACCCGACAGCAAACACAAUCUGAAGCCACUAGAUGCUUCUCGGGCUGCUUCACGCCUCCCGGACUCCCUAGCUCCACCCUUCUUGCAGCAAGACAUCAAAAUCAAGCAGGAGCCCAAAACUCCCAUCACUCCCAAGAAGACACAGGAUGUGAAGUUAAAGAUCAUGGGCUCGUGGGCCAGCCUGGCUCAGAGGUCCCAGUCCACGCCAGCCUCCUCCGUACGCUCGUCUAGCGACAGCUUUGAACAAUUCAGACGGGCCGCUCGGGAAAAGGAGGAGAGAGAGAGGCAGCUGAAAGCACAAGCUGAACAGGCCAGGAGAGAGCAAGAAAAGCUACGUCGUGAUGACGAAGACACCUUGGAACAAACUCGUCGAGCGCAGGAAGAUGCCCGCCGUCGCCAGGAGCAACAGUCACCACUGGCUCCAACACCUCCCGCCUCCACUCCACCCAUGCAUUCUCCACAGGCUCCACCCCAACCGCCGCCAGCCCCGCCCCCUGCCCCUUCCGCUUCCCAGAAUGCUCUGGACCAGCAGAGGGAGAUGGCCCGGCGCCGAGAGCAGGAGAGGCGCAGGAGAGAGGUGAUGGCAGACACCAUUGACAUCAACUUUCAGAGCGACCUGAUGGCCAUCUUUGAAGAGAAUCUGUUUUGAGUGGGGGUGAAACAAGGACCUGUAGACACAAGCAAAGCCACAAAAUGCUUGUAGUGAUCGGAAAAACGUGGACACUGCUCACACAAAUGCACACACACACACACACUCACACUCAGUAGUAAUUGUCCCUUUGUCUCAGUAGUUGAAGCAGCUGGCUUGUGUCAUGUGAACGAGAGGUGGGAGGCGGAAGUGAAAGUGAAAUUCGUGACCCUCUCUUGCUCCAGCCACAGAUACGUUUUGGUGUCUGACUUGGUGUUUAUAGUUGUCGGUUCGCUAGGUUCAAAAUGAUCAGGUAGUCGGCUCCCUGAAGGCAAACGCGAAAGAUGGAACGAAACGCAUGGGACACGACUGACACAAGUAAAACAUGGCAGAUUUAAGAUAUUAAAUGAUGUGUGACCAGAGGAGCAGAUUUUUGAGGACCUAGUGAGCGAAUUACAGACAGAUCACAUUGUUCAUGUUGUUCCCGUGUCUGGUCUCUUUUAUUGUUUUGUUUUAGGGGGGGUCUGGCGUGGUCAUUUGUCAGGUUCAGCAGUCAUCUGAGAGCCGCUUGUUUUCUCAGGACACAGUAGGAACGUCACAGCCCGGCCACAUUCACACCCUUUUCUAAGACAUCCUUCCUCCUUCACUUCCUGCUACUUCUCUCUUUCUCCAGUCGCGAGUGAGGAGGUGGAGAGUCCAGUGAUACCGGGGCUGUAUACAGAGAGCAGGUGGCGAGAAAGGAGCGAUAGCGUGUCCUUUGCCUUAGUGCUCUGGCCUGUAAAAUAACUAUCAACACCCUACAAAUUAUACAUAUACAUAUAUAAAUAUAUAUAUAAAUAGAUACGUGAAUUUAUAUUCUAUACGACGAAAGUCAGAAAAAAAAACGAGAGGGAUUUGGAUUGCGGGGAGCAAAGCUCGUCUGUGUUCAUCUCUGAGCUCUGGUUAUGAUUUUGUAGAAUUUACUGUAAAGAAGAAAAAAACUUUUUUAAGAUUCUAUUGAGAGGAUUGUUUUCUCUGUCUUCAUCUCUCGCAUACCGUUUCUGUUCUGUUUUAUUCUCAACUCUAUGCCAAAACCAAUCUUAUGAUUGCUGACAGUUCAUCCACUUUUUUUUUACAUGUAAAAUGCAUUUUUGUUUCACUUUAUAUUAAAGGCAGUGUUUUUAUUGCUAUUUAAUUUUCCUUUAUCCCCUUUUAAACCUAAAAUUAUGCAGCGGUUUGCUCUGUAGUAGUUUGAAGAAGCAGUUCCAAAACCAUUGUAUGUCACUACUUCAUUAGGCCCCAGCAUCUCUGUAGUGGUUUAGUAUUUGCACUUAACUGACUUAACUUCACUACUUGUAUUUUCUCUGUUUAUCAUCAUGUCCUCCCUUCAUCUGCAUGUUUCUGGUCUUUCGUUGUAGUGUCACUUUCACUAUGAAAUGCACUUGUUUGUCACUCUGUUUGUUCUAUUUGUUCAUAGUAACAGUUUUGAGAUGUCGCGUGCCAUGUUGUUUUCUGAACGGGAUCUUGUCCCCGUUUCAUUAGGUUGGCCCGGAGAUCCAGAAGUGUUUUCAAUUCUGUAAUCAAUUUUUAAAAUGUUUUAUUAAUUUCUUUUCCCGUUUCAUAUUUGAUUGUUUUGAGUUUGUUAUCUUUCCCUUUGCUUUCUUUGAUUUAGUUUAGCCAGAACAACCUGUUGGUAUGUUGGUGAGUGAAGCAUUGAGGUCACUAGAUUCAUCCUGUUCAGAUUAUGGAGUAAAACAUCUUUUUUUAAGAAAAGUAUUAAAUAAUAUUUAAAAACA
This is a messenger RNA of Betta splendens (Siamese fighting fish), 6252 nucleotides long. RefSeq names its product bromodomain-containing protein 4-like. The record is from RefSeq and is a predicted model, not a curated record. Gene Ontology annotation, biological process: chromatin remodeling; positive regulation of transcription elongation by RNA polymerase II. The transcript is spliced from 22 exons. The coding region runs from base 404 to 4498 and encodes 1364 amino acids. Gene Ontology annotation, cellular component: nucleus; chromatin. NCBI's taxonomy places the organism in Eukaryota, Metazoa, Chordata, Actinopteri, Anabantiformes, Osphronemidae.